Paramuricea clavata is the source of this 518-nucleotide messenger RNA. The record is from the annotation of a GenBank genome assembly. Lineage: Eukaryota; Metazoa; Cnidaria; Anthozoa; Malacalcyonacea; Plexauridae.
AUGGCAGCAAGAGGGCAUAGUUCGGGUUCGACGGCGAAGACGGCAAAAAAUAUGAAAAAGAAAUCGUUAGGAAACACUAAAAAGGGUCCUGCAGUUGCAACUGCUGUGUCAUUUGAAGAUAGCUUUACUGCUGUUAAAGACGUGUUCUCUGCUAAGACGGGUGACAAUGAGAACGCGGGAAAGGGAAGCGUAGUUAACGAACGAGGUGCAGAAGAGUCCUUGAUUGCUUAUGUGCACAAACUUUCGCCAACAAAGAAAAAUAGACGGCAGACAAUGGAGUACUCUACGUUAGUGUUACAGACUGAGAAAAAGAGUGUCCAAGCGUUGCUGUAUGCCAACAAAAAAAGACCAAUACUCGCCGACAGCGCUCGUAGUCACACUCCGAUUAAAAUACAGCGAUUCACGAAAACAGCCGAUGGGGAAAAGGUGAUCAUCAACGAGAUGGCAAAAGUUGGCUUUGCUCAACAAGGCGACUAUUCGUUUCAGUUCGAGGAACUUGACAACAGUUUGAAGAUUUC